UCUCCUCGGCGGCAAGCAGGGAGCCCGACGGGCGAGUGCGGUUGGGGUAGCAGGAGGUCGGGAGUUGAGGGCUGCGGUGGGGAUUUAGAACGGCCCCGGAGGUGUCCCACUCGGAGGAAUGGAACCCGCCUUCGGGGAGGUGAACCAGCUCGGGGGGGUUUUCGUCAACGGGAGGCCUCUGCCCAACGCCAUCCGGCUACGGAUUGUGGAACUGGCGCAGCUGGGGAUCAGGCCGUGCGACAUCAGCCGCCAGCUCCGCGUUUCCCACGGCUGUGUCAGCAAAAUCCUGGCUCGCUACAACGAGACCGGCUCCAUCCUACCGGGGGCUAUCGGAGGCAGCAAGCCGCGAGUCACCACCCCCACAGUGGUUAAACAUAUCCGGACCUACAAACAAAGGGAUCCGGGCAUCUUCGCCUGGGAGAUCCGGGAUCGCCUGCUGGCCGAUGGCGUGUGCGACAAGUACAACGUACCGUCGGUCAGCUCCAUCAGCCGCAUCCUCCGCAACAAGAUUGGGAACCUGUCCCAGCAGGGCCACUACGAGUCCUACAAGCAGCACCAGCCACCCCCGCAGCCCACCUUGCCCUACAACCACAUCUACUCCUACCCCAGCCCCAUCGCUGCCGCGGGAGCAAAGGUGCCCACGCCGCCAGGAGUGCCUGCCAUUCCUGGAACCAUGGCCAUGCCCCGCACCUGGCCCUCAUCCCACUCGGUGACGGACAUCCUGGGCAUCCGCUCCAUCACGGACCAAGUGAAUGACACCUCUUCGUACUCCAGCCCCAAGGUGGAGGAGUGGAGCAGCCUGAGCCGGAGCAGCUUCCCCCCUGCAGCCCAGCACGCCGUGAACGGGCUGGAGAAGAGCUCCCUGGAACAGGAGGCCAAGUACAGCCAGGUGAUCUGGAUGGCACCCCAUUCGAACCCCAUUUGUGAGACCUGCCUCUUACUGGCCACCUGCUUCCACGGCCAAAACCCAGUGCCCUGCCCACCAACCCACAUGGCUACAGGGCACUCCACCUGGAUGAAACUAAUAAAGAAAGUCAGAGAGGCACACAAUGGCCUCCCAGCAGUUGGAAGCUUCGUAUCAGCACCAGCCAUGUCUCCCUACGCCACGUCGGCUCAAGUGUCGCCCUACAUGCCAUACAGCGCAGCUCCCUCCAGCUACAUGGCAGGCCAUGGUUGGCAGCACGCUGCGGGCACGCCGCUCUCCCCUCAUGGCUGUGACCUCCCUGCCCCGCUGGCCUUCAAGGGCAUGCAGACAGCCAGGGAAGGCAGCCACUCAGUCACGGCCUCCGCUCUCUGA
Molecule: messenger RNA, 1297 nt
Organism: Tympanuchus pallidicinctus (lesser prairie-chicken)
Lineage: Eukaryota; Metazoa; Chordata; Aves; Galliformes; Phasianidae
Gene: PAX9
Product: paired box 9
Exons: 5
Coding region: 119-1297 (392 amino acids)
Biological process (GO): regulation of transcription by RNA polymerase II; anatomical structure development
Molecular function (GO): RNA polymerase II cis-regulatory region sequence-specific DNA binding; DNA-binding transcription factor activity, RNA polymerase II-specific
Source: RefSeq, a predicted model, not a curated record